AUGUCCAUAUGUGAGAGUACCGUUAUUUUCGACAAUCAUGGCGACAUUGAGGUUCAGGUGAGCGGCGACACGAGUCGCUACGUUGUUUGUUCCCGCGCCUUGGCUCGAAUGUCACCAGUUCUACGGUCCCAGACGCGUCAAGAUUCCGUUCCAGAUACCCAAGACCGAUGCAAUCGUCGCCGUGUUAUACUUGAGCUCAAUGGCAACGAUGACGACUCCUUGACGAUCUUGUUCAACAUUGCCCACGCGCAUUUCCUCGCCGUUCCUCGCACACUCAGCAUCAAGCAAAUGUACAACCUGUCCAUUUUGACGUCCCGCUACCAGUGUACCUCGAUACUUGGCCCUUGGGUUGAGUCGUGGAUAGCUGGUGUGGAGGGUACCGUGCGCAGGGACGACAUGGCCAUGGUGCUAUGGGUGUUUUGGGAGCUUGGCUUCAGCGACAACUUUCGCACAAUGGCGCACAGAGUGACCGUUGAGCUAGACGCGUGUGAGUUUACCAACGGUAAUCGUCUUUGGAGCAGCGCAAGAGCAACAAGUCUCGCCUGUGCGACAUCCGAACAGCGUCUUUACAGGCUCUCCUUGACACGACAGCCGACAUGCUUGCAAAACUUGUUCUCCUGGAGCAGUGUUCGAGGUGGUCUCGUUUUGCGGCGCGAGGCGGCCCCCAGCGCUGCCGACAGGCGAUGCGCGCCAUGA
Molecule: messenger RNA, 696 nt
Organism: Beauveria bassiana ARSEF 2860
Lineage: Eukaryota; Fungi; Ascomycota; Sordariomycetes; Hypocreales; Cordycipitaceae
Product: nuclear pore protein
Exons: 2
Coding region: 1-696 (231 amino acids)
Source: RefSeq, a predicted model, not a curated record